This is a messenger RNA of Annulohypoxylon maeteangense, 1965 nucleotides long. RefSeq names its product decarboxylating 6-phosphogluconate dehydrogenase. The coding region runs from base 213 to 1691 and encodes 492 amino acids. Lineage: Eukaryota; Fungi; Ascomycota; Sordariomycetes; Xylariales; Hypoxylaceae. Gene Ontology annotation, cellular component: cytosol. The record is from RefSeq and is a predicted model, not a curated record. Gene Ontology annotation, molecular function: NADP binding; phosphogluconate dehydrogenase (decarboxylating) activity. The transcript has 5 exons. Gene Ontology annotation, biological process: pentose-phosphate shunt; pentose-phosphate shunt, oxidative branch.
CCUUCCUACGCCUUUUUUUCUCAUUAGACGACCAUAACCUUACCCCUCCAUUCUCCAUCCCAUCCACUUUUUUCUUCCUUACAACUCCCAUCAUAGAAAAGUAGUCGUACACCCGCGCUCAUCCGCUGGUUGCUUUCUAUACUUUCUUUUCUAUUCCAUCGCUAAAAUUACACUCUAUUCCGUCCGAUUGAGCUACCAACAUAAUCGCAAUCAUGUCUGGUGCCGUCGCUGAUUUGGGCCUUAUUGGCUUGGCCGUCAUGGGUCAGAACUUGAUUCUGAACAUGGCCGACCAUGGAUUCACCAUCUGCGCUUACAACCGAACCGUCUCCAAGGUUGACGUGUUCUUGGCAAACGAAGCCAAGGGCAAGUCUAUCGUCGGUGCUCACUCCAACGAGGAGUUCAUCUCUAAGCUAAAGAAGCCCCGCCGUGUCAUGCUGCUGGUACAAGCUGGCAAGGCUGUCGACGACUGGAUCGAGACCCUACUACCUCUCCUAGAAAAGGGAGACAUCAUCAUCGAUGGUGGUAACUCUCACUUCCCCGACUCGAACCGACGAACUAAGUACCUGUCGGGUAAGGGUAUCCGAUUUGUCGGCUCCGGUGUAUCCGGUGGUGAGGAGGGUGCUCGUUUCGGACCUUCUCUAAUGCCUGGUGGUAACGAGGAGGCAUGGCCUUACGUCAAGGACAUUUUCCAGAGCAUUUCUGCCAAGAGCGACGACGAGCCUUGCUGCGAGUGGGUCGGUGACGAAGGUGCCGGCCACUACGUCAAGAUGGUGCACAACGGUAUUGAAUACGGUGACAUGCAACUCAUCUGCGAGGCCUACGAUAUCAUGAAGCGUGGUCUUGGCUUGUCCAACAAGGAGAUUGGAGAUGUUUUCACUAAGUGGAACAAGGGCGUUUUAGACUCGUUCCUGAUUGAGAUCACCCGUGACAUUAUGUAUUUCAACGAUGAUGAUGGAACGCCGCUUGUCGAGAAGAUCCUAGACCAGGCUGGUCAGAAGGGUACCGGCAAGUGGACUGCCAUCAACGCCUUGGACCUUGGAAUGCCCGUCACCUUAAUUGCCGAGGCUGUGUUGGCCCGAUGCCUGUCUUCUAUAAAGGCCGAGCGUGUUAAGGCUUCCAAGAAGCUCGAAUACGUCGGCCGUACGAGUAGCUUCGAGGGCAGCAAGGAGCAAUUCCUUGAUGACCUUGAGCAGGCUCUGUAUGCCUCCAAGAUCAUUUCAUAUGCCCAAGGUUUCAUGCUGAUGCAAGAGGCCGCGAAAGAGUUCAAGUGGAAGCUCAACAAGCCCUCAAUUGCCUUGAUGUGGAGGGGUGGUUGCAUUAUCCGCUCUGUCUUCCUUAAGGACAUUACUGCCGCUUACCGAAACAACCCCGACCUUGAGAACUUACUGUUCGAUGACUUCUUCAACAAGGCUAUUCACAAGGCGCAACCCGGCUGGAGAGAUGUCGUUGCUAAGGCAGCCGUUCUUGGAAUCCCGACACCUGCAUUCUCCACUGCUCUGUCAUGGUUCGAUGGAUACCGCACCCAGGAUCUACCUGCCAAUCUACUCCAGGCUCAGCGUGAUUACUUCGGUGCCCACACUUUCCUGAUCAAGCCCGAGUACGCCAACGAGAAGUACCCCGAGGGCAAGUACCACCACGUCAACUGGACUGGUCGCGGAGGAAACGUCUCUGCUUCCACCUACCAGGCAUAAACAAAGUGUUUUUACAUACAGGAUAUGAACUAGUUCAUUUACCGUUGGUAAGAUUAGUAUGAGGGUUGGUCCCAUUCUCAAUAGAGGGAAAAGGAAUCUAGCAUGCUAUGACAUGAAAUAGCCACCAGGAUUAGAAGAAAAAAAUAUAAACAAGUGAAAUAAUUACAAACUGCUUAUGUGAAUGAACUUGAGUCUUGUUAGAACCUUGGAGAGAAUCAUGAGAUGGCUUAAACUUUCUUAUGGGAGGAUGAUCAUGGAUUAUAAACGAUAGAAA